Molecule: messenger RNA, 5538 nt
Organism: Xyrichtys novacula (pearly razorfish)
Lineage: Eukaryota; Metazoa; Chordata; Actinopteri; Labriformes; Labridae
Source: the annotation of a GenBank genome assembly
GUUGCUGCUCAUUUGAUUGCUGGAAUCACAUCACUUGAUGUGGAGCCUCGAAUAAAGCAAUAUAUGAGGAUUUGGUUUACAGUCCUAUGUUGUUCCAAAGUUCAACCAAAACUGCGCACAUGACUGAGAAGAUGGACGUCAAAGAGACAGGUGUACCUGGAAAUGAAGAGAAUAAUAAAUGAAGAUAAAUAGACAAGGUGACGUAAUUCUGCGUUUGCACCUUAUGUGACAUUUUUCACGAUAGACUCUUAAAUGUAGCCUAUCGGAAAUGUUAUAACUUCGAUCCCUCUGCUACACAUGUCUCGUGUACAGAGCGCACUUCCUGCGCAGUUCUCCACUGACAGUCCCUGGCACUGAAGUGGACGCGUUGGGGCUGCCACGGGAACGCACAGUCAAGCCACAAGAUGCGCACUGGGCGCUCCAGCUUGGGAGGAGCUUCGGGAUUUUCCCCCUCGUUUCAUACCACACUCGAGUGAAGACUCGUUUGCAAAAGGAGAUAUAGUGGAAAAAGGUGAGUCCGAGAUCAUUCUGAUAGCUUUCAUGAACAGUUCGGUGACGAAGAAAUGUAACGAUUUAGAUUUUUCUGUUCUGUUGUUGCUGCGUAACUUGUGCUGGUCAUCAAAACCUUUAUAUGUGCGUAAUUUGGAAAUGAAGGAAACAAAAGAAUAAGAACAAAAUAGGAAGGAUAAGAGUGUAUAUGAGUCGGGGACUGACGAUUUGCACCUGUCGAGUCGGCUGGGUGGGCUUGGAGAGCUUGUUUGGAGAUAAUUGAACGCGCGCUGUUCUCUAAGUUAAUUAAACGAGGCUAAACUACGCUCAAACGAAACAUCAGUGCAUAUUCAAUUGGAGGAAAUGUUUCUUAUUUUAAUUAGACGGCGCAUAGUGUUCUUAACAACACGGUUGUAUAGUGGCGUCUUGCUCCGGCGGGUGUAUAGUGACAGAUUGCUUGCUGGCACAAGCCUGUCUCAAGUCACGGAUUACCUCCGCUGAUCAGAAAAUGGUACUUUGACAAAUUACUGAUGCUUUGUGGAGUGCACAUGUCGCCUGUAGUCAGCCUGGCAAAUCCACGGCCGUGUGCUGCUGUGUAGAGGGUUGCUCCUGUGGCAGAGGGAGCAGGCAGGCUGUGCGCACCUUUGGUUUCAAGGCUGUGUAACACUUGUUGUUACUGACCAGAUUGCAAUGCUCCUUUACCUUUAUAGUCGUACAUGUUCACGUUUGAACAUGAUCUAUCCACCUGAUGUUUAUCCUCCUCUCAUAGUUUACUUAAAGAACCCAGAGUUUUUAUCCUGUCAACAUUAACAGACACACACAUUUCCGAGGAUUGUCGUUUGAAGUAAAUUAAAGAAAGAGAGCAACAUGAAUACUGUCAAAGAUAGGUAUUGCAACGCAGCAAAUUUACAGAGUCCCUAUUUACCAUUCCAAAAGAGUUAAAUGAUGGGGAAAAACAGCAAUCACUAAACCAAAGUCAGAAACAAAACUGGCUGCAUAUUUCCAAUAGUGUCAUCAAAGAAAUGACCUCUACCUGGAUGCUGUCGUGUUUAUCUCAAGACUCUGAAAACUUCAGGGACAUAUAGGCACCUUAAAAUUGUGUGCAAAGUCAAAGUCAUCCAAGAAAGAAAAAGAAAACUUCAGAGUUCUUAUUGCACCCACAAAUGAAGUUCUUUAGACCCAGAGUCGUUACAGAUUUGAUAAAAGCCCCUGGCCGAGUCUAGUGUCACUUAAUUUAAUUAGCAUUCAUCUGUUUAAUAAGGUGGCCGAGCCCUAGCUGUUACAUAAGAUUCAAACAUUAACAGUCAUUUUAAACGUGAAGCCACAAAUUGUUCCCCUCGUAUUCAGCAGGAGCGCACAGCCCCUCACAGGUAAAUUGAUAGAAAUAACAUGAUAAUGAAUAUCAGAGAGCACCUUGAAAAUAGACAGUUUCUUCUUGGCUUGUGCAACAUGUUCCAGCAUUGAUCAUUCUAGCAAGAAUAAGACAUGUUUCAUGCUAUUGCCUUUGUACGAGGUGCAGACUGUGAAUGUGAGUGGUCUCCAGCUCUAAUGAGGCAGCUUUGAACAGUCGUUAUAAUGGCAAAGCUGUUCAUGAGAAACUGCAGGUACAAAAUGCAGAACUAAUGCAACCAAGUGAACAGUUUCACCAAGGCUGAAUAUAUUCUCAGUAAACAGUAAAUAAUACUAGGUGGAAACAUUGAGGUUUUUAUCUAAGAUGUUUGGCAUUGCAGAGGAUUAGGAUUGUGUGCAAAAAGAGCAGAUUUUCUAUAGAUUACAGUCUGUUACCAAAAUGCAUCCCUUUUAUCUUCUUAGCUUGUCAGGAUCCUCUUUUCCUCAAUGCAAUCUUGCUCAAUUGUUCUAAUAAUGAGGCUGCUUUCAUUUGAGAAUUCUUUCAUCUCCUUGAUGGCACUGUUUAAUUUCUCAUAUUAAACACUAAGUGUCUGUGAUAACAGUAUAACAUUCACAUUGCACGCCCCCAGUUCCAGGUAAUGUGAAUAGAAUAGUAAAAUGGUUGCAUUGUAUGUUGUUUCCGGACGGAUUACAUUAGCAUUUAGGUUUAGUGAGAGGCUUUUGCACUUUUUUGUGCCACAAGAAAAAACUAGAAAAUUUGUAUCAUGCAACUUUGUUUUUACAUUUAAAGGAUGAUUGUGAACAGCUUUUUUCUUUAAAAAGAAGAAAAAAAUGAGCAAGAAGAUAUUCAGACCCAGAGACCCAGGGUUCACUCCCCAGCAGCAACUAACUUCCAGCUUGGUCAUGCAUUCAAGCGUAUACAAGUGACAGCUUUUACUAGUGGAGCCAGUGAGGGAUCAUGCACCAUAAAGUCACACUGUGUGUUUGAGGACAGAUGUAAAGCGAGGUAUACUCAAAGAAACACCCUCCUGUGGUGACACUAUUUGAACCUGACAGUGAAGUCGGCAGUGACAAUGAAUUCAGAUCAGGGGUUUUAUCAGAGGUAAUGAAUAAACACCUCCAGCGCGAGUGCUGUUCUGAGUGAAAACCUUUACAGUUUCCUUUCACGCUUUGAUAAAAUCACUGUUCCGCCUGGUUUAUGUCAGAAAAGGAAUUUAUUUCACGUUUUUUCUCUCUUAAGGUGUUGGCUCGGCCUGGAGCUACCAUCUUCCUUUAAAAUGAGCCCACCAGACAUGUCCAACAGCACAAGUGAAGGGGAGGAGGGUGAAGCAGAACCCCUGAGUCUUCUCAACAAAAGCAUGGAUUUUCACACACCUGGUUUCCACACUGACAUCACCAAGCACCUUGGAGUCCAGAUCACUUUAAUCACAGCCUAUUCUCUGAUCAUCCUGCUGGGGUUACUGGGGAAUUCUCUUGUCAUCUACAUGAUUAUUCGCUACAAAAACAUGAGGACUGUCACCAACUUCUUUAUUGCCAACCUGGCCCUGGCAGAUCUCUUGGUGAACACUCUCUGCCUGCCCUUCACGCUGGUUUACACUCUGCUGGAUGAGUGGAAGUUCGGGGCCUUGUUGUGCCACAUGGUUCCCUUUGCUCAGGCCUUGAGCGUGCAUGUAUCCAUCCUCACUCUGACAGUGAUCGCUCUGGAGCGUUACCGCUGCAUCGUCUUCCACCUUGGUCGACGUCUGACAUGGCAUUCCAGUUUCCUCAUCAUGGCCUUCACUUGGACCAUGUCUGCUAUCCUGGCAGCACCUCUGGCCAUUUUCAGAGAGUACCGCCAUGAGCAGAUCCUGUCUAUUAACAUGGAUUUCACUGUUUGUUCGGAGAAGUGGCCCCAUGGUACAAGCAGAGACGGGGUCAUCUACAGCCUGUCCAUGUUGCUCCUUCAAUACAUUAUCCCCUUGGCCAUCAUCAGCUAUGCCUACAUCUGCAUCUGGGUCAAACUGAAGAACCACGUCAGCCCGUCCAGCCGCAAUGACAGCAUCAGCCGUCGUAAAAAGACCACCAAGAUGCUGGCGCUGGUGGUGGUGGUGUUCGCAGUCUGCUGGCUGCCGUUCCAUGUGUUUCAGCUGGCCAGUGACCUGGAUCUGGCGCUCAGGCUCAAGGAGUACAAACUGAUAUACACAGUGUUUCACAUCAUAGCCAUGUGCUCAACUUUUGCCAACCCUCUCUUGUACGGGUGGAUGAAUAAAAACUACAGGACUGGCUUCCUCAUGGUCUUCCGCUGUGAGGAUAAGCCGGAUUCUUUCCACCCUGACGGGUCAUUCAGGACUCGCUCAACAAGAGGGCUGACUCUGAAUGGUCGCAAUGGCGGACAUCCUCCGACUGCUGUGUGAGAUUAACGUGAAUGAAAAGCCAGUUUGUGACUGAACACGUCGAAAGCACCUAAAGUUUGUGGUGCUUGAGGUUUCAAAAGUAGCCUUUUGACUUGAAUGGUCUGAGCCUGAGUAUCUUUGUCACUGGAGCGUUUUUGCAUGCACAUUGUUUUCUGUAUGACCCGUCUUUCCUAUGUAAAUGGUACUUGUGAAAAAGCACUUAUCAAACCUAUUCAGAUAUGUGUUUUAAAUGUUUACUAUGGUGUUAUUUAACUUGGUAAACUGUAAAAUGUGUUUCCUGUAACUGCUGAAUUCUUGUUACGUCCAGUUUAUGCACUCUGUUGCAUACGUCUCUUAUCUUUGGCUAUAUAUGUGAAAAAAAACAUCAUGAAGGGAAGAGAGAAAUCAAUAUGACUGUGAUGAAAUUUAAUUUUUCACACUCAUUUUCCUCUUUGUUGGCUGUCCUAAGCAUUUGGACGAUUUUUGCUUGAUUAUUCCAAAUACUGGCUUUUGGGUUUAUCCAUUUAGACCUCAUCCAAGGAAUCCAGAAGAGGCUAUCCAUGGUUUUCUUUCCAUGCAGGAAAUUAAUUGCUUUUACCUGACAGCCAGCUGUUCAACAUUACACAGAGCUGCAGGCCUCUGUGUCUGAAGGAAUGGGAUUGAAAACGACUGAAGAUUGUAAAGAAAGAGCAGGAGAUUCUUGAUGUCUUCAUAGCAGUAUGAAUCAAGCUGCUUUGAGGACAUGUAAAAGAAACGGCAGUUAAAAGGUAAUCAAAACAUGUAUUUGUACAGCUGCUGAUGUGGUCUUUUUUCACGACUUUUACUUACAAACAGAUGAACAUUUCUGCACAACUGUGCCUCUGGGCAAACUCCAGGGUCUUUUUUGCACAUAUCUCCUGUUGUUGUUGAGACCAUCUGGAGGAAUUAUGAUUUUUUUUUUCCCUCCUAGUUAAAUAAACAAGCUUGUGGGGAGCCAAAAUAAAUGCAUCUAAUUAGAAGAGAAGCAAGGUAAGUGUGUGUUGUAAUCUGUAUGUAAGCACAAUAAAAGAAAAUGUGACACAUGACACAAGGCAUGAAAAACACCAACACUAUACCAAGACCAGUCAACAAACUUUUAGGUUAGAAGUUCACCUUCCACACUGAAAAUACAAGAUAAACUGCACAACCCAGUCAAUGAAGGGGAGACCGAUACAUAAAGAUAUACAGACAAUGCAUUUCAUAAAACUCAAGUUCAUUUAAAUGAUACAAACUUUCAGACUCCAUUUGAACAAAACUCAAAAUGAACCCAUGAUUCCAAAUACCAUCCAAUAAAGCAUUAAAUGAACAA